GUAUAUAUGCAACAUAAGAACAAUACUUAAAGGCACAUCAUAAAAAAUCAUCUUUUUUUUUUGUAUAAGUAACCUUUCAGAAUUCAUUCACAAAGUAGGAUGUAAUCAAUAGGCUAUUUUUCGGUCGUUUACUCUUCAAAGAAGUUACUUGCGUUCUUGGGAUUAUCCUUAUUACAUUUCUCACCUGAGUAGUGUGGAAUUCAUGUGGAGACAGAUGCGCAUUUUGAUUGAAUUUUGUUACUUCUGAAAAAGCUUACAUUUUUAUCACUUGACUGAGCUUAUGGAUGAUGAGUUAUAUUUCAUUGUGGAUUGAUUAGUUGCAUUCAACGGGAUACGUACAAACUGGGGCAUUUCUGUGGAUUUCAAUAUAAAGAUUCACGGAGACGAAUCAGCUAUGAAUAAUAUUAUAUACCGAGGCCAUUCGUUUUUCCUUUUACCCUUUAUGCCGAACAGCUAACAUCUGCAUUAGGAUUUCCACAAAACAAGGAGGAAAGAGGGGAAGGAUUCUUGCUUUAAGAACACAUAGGGUAAAAAAGAGGGAGGCAUCCCUUCUCAAAUGAAGCACAUUUUAUUGUCAGUCUUGGCCACUUUCCUUCCAUUGAUUGUUUUAAUUCAUUUUACUACUUUUCUGUUUCUGAGACUUCAUUUUAUGUAUUUGCUUAUUGACAAGGUUCUUGUAACCUAUAUAUUUAGUCUGGAAGACAUGGAUGAUGGAUCAAACCUAUUUUUAUUCUUUAACUAUACAUAG
This is a messenger RNA of Phytomonas sp. Hart1, 748 nucleotides long. Lineage: Eukaryota; Euglenozoa; Kinetoplastea; Trypanosomatida; Trypanosomatidae. The record is from the annotation of a GenBank genome assembly.